Messenger RNA from Daucus carota subsp. sativus, 1532 nucleotides. Its product is annotated as squamosa promoter-binding-like protein 8. Gene Ontology annotation, cellular component: nucleus. The coding region runs from base 321 to 1229 and encodes 302 amino acids. The record is from RefSeq and is a predicted model, not a curated record. NCBI's taxonomy places the organism in Eukaryota, Viridiplantae, Streptophyta, Magnoliopsida, Apiales, Apiaceae. The transcript is spliced from 4 exons. Gene Ontology annotation, molecular function: DNA binding.
CCCCAUUAUGUUGCAAGUGAUGCCAUGCUAUAAAUAGAGAGCAGACACAGAGAGUGAAAGAAAGAAAAUGAAGGAAAGCUAGGCUACCUCAUAGCUACCUAUUCAAAAAACCACUUGGUAGAUCUGUAAAGUAGCUGCUGCAAGCUGAUCAUCACCUAUUCUCCAGUGAUUUGAAGUUGCAGCACUUAGGAAUGGAAAUACACCACUAGUACCAUACUAUUUCCCUCAUCUCUUUGUUUCUGUAACCAGAUAACUGCAGGUAUCGAUUAAGUCUGAUUCCCGCUUUUUCUUACUGUCUGUAAACUUUUAUCAGAACCAAAAUGUUGGACUAUGAAUGGGGCAACCCUUCAAGUUUGAUGGUGAAUGGAGAUGACCCACCCGACCAAGAUUCGGGUCAUAACCCACAACUUUACAAUCAUUACACACAAACUUUCGACCAAAAUCUCUUGAACCCUAAUCAUCAUAAUCAUCAAAAUACCUAUGAAAACCAAACUCACCACCCAUAUUUUCACUACCCACCAACCCAUAACACUCAUUUACAGUCCCUUUAUGACCCGAACUCUUACGGGUCAUACCCGGACCCGGAUCCGAGAAUGAUGUCGCUCGACCCGGUUCAUGACCCGACCCGGUUCAUGGUUGUGCCGAAGAGCGAACCGGCCGGUUUUGAGUAUGGGACUAGUAGGAUUGGGCUUAAUUUAGGGGGGCGGACUUAUUUUUCUUCGUCCGAGGAUGACUUUGUGAACCGGCUGUACCAGCGGUCCAGCAUGGUCGAACCCGGUUCACUGAAUGUGCCGCGGUGUCAAGCAGCAGGAUGCAAUGCCAAUCUUACUCAUGCAAAGCACUACCACCGGAGGCAUAAGGUCUGUGAGUUUCACUCCAAGGCAGCCACCGUCAUCGCCGCGGGAAUGACUCAGCGCUUCUGCCAACAAUGUAGCCGAUUUCAUCUCCUCACCGAAUUUGACAAUGGCAAGAGAAGCUGCCGGAAAAGAUUAGCUGAUCAUAACCGGAGAAGGCGAAAAACUCAGCAAACAGAUCAGGAUAAUAAGUUGCAGCUGCAUAUUGCCAGUAAUUCAUCAUCUGAGAACCUUACAAGAUCUCCACCAGAUUCAGGUGUGCAUUCAUCUUCAUCAGUGACAAUUGCAAUUUCGCCGCCAAGGAUUUCAUUUGACAAAUUUCAGCAAAGAUCUGACUAUCAAGCCUCUAGUUCUUCAACAAACUCUCUGUUUUAGACAUCAGAUCUGUGAUUUUGAUACUUCUUCGCGAGGAGAAACCAAUUCAUUAACGCGUUCCGGAUUAUUUAAGGGAUUACUAUCUCUAUUAGCAAGUAAUUAGUUUAUCGCAUUUCUGAAUUAAGGAACAAGUGUUAACAAAUAGCUGUUUUAUCAUCUAAUUUCAAAGAAAAAUCAAUUUUUCUUUGGCUAAUAAGUAAGUCUGGAUUUUUGUGUGUUAGUGUUAUGGGAUUUGUAUCAAGUAGGAAGGUUCAUGCAUGUAAGGUCUAUUAUAUUUCCAUCUUUAGCAUUUAAAUUAUUUUC